Messenger RNA from Fusarium sp. VM40, 2217 nucleotides. NCBI's taxonomy places the organism in Eukaryota, Fungi, Ascomycota, Sordariomycetes, Hypocreales, Nectriaceae. The record is from the annotation of a GenBank genome assembly.
AUGAACAAGCCCCACGCCCCCCGAAUUGCGACGGCCCUGCCCCUCGAUGAUAACUCCCACAACACAGCAAACAACACUUUUAGAGGCCGUGAUACAUCCCUUCGUUCAGCCUCUCGUCCUAUACCCGUUCCCGCGCACACACCUUCCCGUGCUGCCGCCUCCCUUACACCAAACUCCCGUCGGCACGACCACGCCUAUGCUACAUUGUCAACCAGUCCCUUGUCGUCCUUCACGCUUCCUGAUGUCUCUGUUACCACGCCGCCACUUGCCCAUUUCCGUGCAGAUACAAUAGCACCGGCUUCCAUACAAGAGGGCGAACUCCCACCUCCACAGUCCAACACACUGAGUCUUGGAUCACCAGCUAUCCCGAGACGCUCCAUCAGUCCUGUUGGCUCUCUGAGAAUCUCGACUGAUUUCCCUCCACGCCCUACAACUCCGGACCGCCGCGAAUCUUACAAUAACGGGAAUGGCAUUGGCUCGUCUCGUGGCUCGUUGACGUUGAACCAUCGGGCUUCGUCUAACAACUUACACCCUCUUUCAAGGACACCGAGUCUUAAAGCUGCGUUGACCAACAGUCUUGGCUCUGCCAGUGGGACCAGUAGCUUGGUCCCUAGUCCUAUUAUCUCUGCUAUGGGAGAUAUGACGCCGCUCCCAAGCCCGCUCAUGUCGGGAGAUUCCCCAGGACCUUGGAAGAGGCUGAAUGCAAGCUCCUCGUCACCUCCACAGCACCGCCUCAAAAGCGUCGGAGAAGGUUCUGUUUUGGUCACAAGCACAGGUGAAUCGAUUGAUUCCGCAUUUUCCCAUGGUGCCAAACGCAAGAUAUACUCAUCCCUUGAACCCGGCGAACCUGUGCCAAUUCAAUCAUCUACUAAUCAGCAGCCACGACAACAUACACGGAAUCGAAGCGUGAGCGACUACGUUCCCGAUCCUAUGGGUAUUCCUAAGAGGCAGAUAUCAGUAUCUGGACCGCGACCCAACGCUGAAGCUUCAACACGAUCCCUCGAGCCCCAAAUCCGACGGGAGCUUAACCUUUCGGAAUCUCGCGGGCUUACACCUUCCGUCGUUCAACCACCGACCCCUCCCCCAAGCGAGUCAUCGCGAGAUUCAGCCGAUGGUACUGGAAAGCCCACGGGCACGCGUUUCGAGUAUUUUGAAGCGAACGGACGUGAUGAUAAGAAACGCCGCCGUUGGAGGGCUGUACGGUUGCUUGGUCAGGGAACUUUCAGUAGAGUCAUGCUGGCGACAAGCCAGAUCGAACCCGACGAAGACUCUCCUGAAGUUGAUCACGGCAGACUUACACCCAAACCCGAGCAGAGUCUCGAUCGCAAGACUCUGGUGGCCAUUAAGGUCUGUGAGCAGGGACCCAAGGGUGGCGCUAGUGAGGAACGUGUCGAAAUGAGUCUAAAACGCGAGCUGGAGAUCAUGCUCUCAAUUCAUCAUCCCUCUCUGGUUGACUUAAAGGCUUGGAGCAUUGAACCUACUCGAGCAAUUCUUGUUCUUAGCUACUGCCCGGGAGGAGACAUGUUUGAUAUCGCGACGGCCCAUCGCACUGUACUCAAGGAGCCCCUAUUGCGAAGGAUAUUUGCCGAGAUGGUUGGUGCGGUGAGCUAUCUUCAUGAAAGAAGAAUCGUUCACCGGGACAUCAAGCUCGAGAACGUACUCGUUAAUCUCAGCCCAUCUGAGCUCGCGGAUCCAUCUAUGGACUGGACAACUUACCCGUACUCCGUGGUUAUCCUAAGCGAUCUGGGCCUGUCAAGGCGUAUAGCCGACGACGAGAAAUUAGAAACCAGAUGUGGAUCAGAAGACUACGCAGCGCCUGAGGUGAUUAUGGGCCAACCCUACGACGGACGGGCAACCGACGCCUGGUCUCUAGGUGUGCUCCUUUAUGCUCUUCUCGAGGCUCGACUUCCCUUCGAUCCCCACCCAGGUAUGAGUGAUGCGCACCGUAUGCGCAGUCGUACUAGCCACCGCAUCGCCAGAGUCGAAUGGAAAUGGGUAGAAUAUUUUGGUGACGACACCGACCAUGAUGGCGACGAAGCCAAAUUCAAGCAAAAGGGUCUCCUCGGUGCCAUGGAGAUUACAGAAGGAUUGCUAAGGCGAGCCAGAGGCCGAUGGACUGUCGACAAAGUAUCAAAGACCCCAUGGGUUCAGGGCGCGAUCAAUGUCGAAGGCGGACUGCGCUUCCGGGAAGAGAAGGACGGCGAAGAAGUGUCUUGA